AUGGAUGAUGAUAAUGAAUUUGAAAAAGCAGAAACCAAAAAGAUAAAAAAGAAAGUGAACAUAUUUUCUGAUGAUAUAAGCAUUGAAGCUGCAAAAGAAAUUGCCACGUCUUUCCCUAUCAGUAGUGAAGAGGACGAUGAAGAGGAAAUUAAUUUUGAUGGAUCACCAAUUGUUAAAUUCAGUAACAAACCAGGUACAGGGUCCGCGCCUCCAGUGCCAGAUUUAUCCGACCUGGCAGUCCCUGCAACUUCCCUCGCCUACCACGCCGGUGCUACAACUGCCAGUGUCUCCAUGGUCACAUCACAUACUUCCCAUGCUUCUCGCUCCAGUCCUGCUGCCACCAAUGUUUCCCUCAACAGUUCCGCUGCAUACGGAAGUGUGUCCAGUGCUGUGAUGUAUAGUCAUAACAGUCACAACAGAUCGAUGAGUCUGACAAUGGUUGGAGGGAACUUGAAAAGGCAGACAGAUUUGGACAAGCUACACCAGGAAAUUCAGUCUCUGAAACGCUCCCUACUAAGUGCCAAACGAGACAGAUGGGUGAAGCUGCCCAUAGAAGACACGCUCAGACGUAUAAUAAAAGGAGAGGAAUUCUCCUUAGAACUGUACAGAUCUCUAGAAGACAAACUGGAGUUAUUGGACAAAGCUACACAGAGGCAUGAUGGGAAUGCUAUUGUGACUGCCGUACUGUUCCUUCAUCGAACUGUAUCAAGACACAUUUUUACACGUGAAUUAUUGUCAAGACCCGUGGCUGCCAAUCAUUAUUUGUCCUACUUGAAGGCGCAUUUUGACCAUACUGAAUACAUUACCAUAUUGUCAUUGCUGGGUAGAGCAGAGGAAGCAGCCAUUUUUAAAUUUAAAUUGGCGGCACAGACAGUGGAUGUUGGAUUAAAGAUUUCCAAACUGAAAGAUAGCUUGAGAGAACAUUUCCAGACAGAUAAAACACUGGCAGCUGAUGCUUUGCUUGUCAGAGACUACAUUGAUCUUCUAGAAAGACAGAGACCUGUCGAU
Candidula unifasciata is the source of this 1008-nucleotide messenger RNA. Lineage: Eukaryota; Metazoa; Mollusca; Gastropoda; Stylommatophora; Geomitridae. The record is from the annotation of a GenBank genome assembly.